Messenger RNA from Cutaneotrichosporon cavernicola, 423 nucleotides. RefSeq lists its product as uncharacterized. Gene Ontology annotation, molecular function: protein-macromolecule adaptor activity. The transcript is spliced from 4 exons. The record is from RefSeq and is a predicted model, not a curated record. Gene Ontology annotation, cellular component: membrane; endoplasmic reticulum. NCBI's taxonomy places the organism in Eukaryota, Fungi, Basidiomycota, Tremellomycetes, Trichosporonales, Trichosporonaceae. Bases 1 to 423 code for a protein of 140 amino acids.
AUGAGCCUCACCCAGUACCUCCCGUCGACGCCUGCGGGCGGAGGCAUCCUUCCCUACUGGCUCCUCAUCACUUCCGCUGCGAGCAUUUACAAUGUCGGCCAGAACUACGUUACCCUCAAGCAGAGCAAGGAGGUUUAUGCGGGCAAGCCUGAGGAGAUGACGCCCCUUGCUGGACGGCUGUUUGGCGCGUGGACUGCCAUGGCGGCGGUGGUGCGGUUGCUCGCAGCCUACGAUAUUUCGAACCAGGGCCUCUACGACCUGGCGAUCUGCGCGUUCGGCGUCGCCACAAUCCACUUCACCACCGAGUGGCUCAUCUUCGGCACCGUCAAACUUAACCGCGGCAGUGCUGGUCCUCUUCUUGUCGGUUCCAGCGGAUUGGUGUGGGCCCUCACCCAACGCGACUACUACCUCGGCCGCAUCUAG